Molecule: messenger RNA, 1648 nt
Organism: Xiphias gladius (swordfish)
Lineage: Eukaryota; Metazoa; Chordata; Actinopteri; Istiophoriformes; Xiphiidae
Gene: rergla
Product: RERG/RAS-like a
Exons: 5
Coding region: 161-778 (205 amino acids)
Molecular function (GO): GTP binding; GTPase activity
Source: RefSeq, a predicted model, not a curated record
CUGAGGGGCCGCCCACCGGCCAGCCCGCGGACGCCAGCAGUGCCGGCUCCUCCAGGCUCCCCGUCAGCUCCUGCGGACCGUCUCGCUGCUCGGUUCCUCGACAGCAUGGUAUCUGAGGGCUAUCUGUGCAGCGGACACUAGCCUUGUUUCUGCAGCGAACAUGAACGAGAUCAAGAUCGCGGUGCUGGGCAGUGGAGGCGUCGGAAAAUCAGCUCUCAUCGUCCGCUUCCUCACCAGGCGCUUCAUUGGCGAGUACGCUUCCUCCUCAGAGUGCAUAUACAGAAAGCGUCUGUCCGUGGAUGGGAGGCAGAUUAAUCUGGAGCUCUACGACCCAUGCUCUCAGGCCUGUAAGGGUAAGUCUGCUUUAAACGACCAGAUCCACUGGGCUGAUGGUUUCAUUUUGGUCUACGAUAUCAGCGACCGCUCCUCCUUCCUCACUGCCAAAGCCAUAGUGCGCCUAAUCAGAGAGCUGCACCUGGGAUCUGCCAAAAGGGACGUAGACUCGCUCAUAUUUUUGGUGGGCAACAAACAGGACCUGUGCCACAUGAGAGAGGUUCAGCGUGAAGAGGGCCAGUGUCUGGCUGCCGAGUUUCACUGCCAGUUCUACGAGCUGUCAGCGGCCGAGCACUACCAGGAGGUGGCGCUCAUAUUCUCCAAGAUGGUGCAGAACGCCAGCCUGGGCAGCAAAGCCAAGGAGCGCAGGAGACGCCCCAGCGGAUCCAAGUCCAUGGCCAAACUCAUCAACAACGUCUUCGGCAAGAGGAGGAAAUCAGUGUGAAGUGUCAAUACGAGGACAGCUGUCCAUGUAGGCUGGACCGCUGUCCUUGGACUGAAACACACCCUCUAGCUUGGCUUUGGAUCUUUGAUUUUUUUUGUGUUGCUGUUCAUUGGCAUUGAACUGACAUAUACGUGUGUAGAUAAGUGUUAAUGUGAUAUUACAGUAGUGCACAGCAGAUACUUUGUGAGCCUGCUUCCCGCUUCCUGCCGCUAAUUCAUGCUUUUGCUCUUUGAGAUCAUUGGAAGCCUUUCACGAGAGACAUGUCCUGAAGCAUUUCAGCCAAAGCAGUCAAUUAAAGGAAAAAGUUGAUGACAUUUAAUCCGAGAAAAACAAACGAGGUCUAGGCUUUACUGUAUGACUUCAGGUAUUUAAUUUGUCUGAUAUGAUUGAAGAGGGAUCAGGCUUUUAAAUGUGUACUGCGUCACUGUGACUUGUGUCACAUGCAGCUAUCUUUUCAACUUUAAGAUAAAUGUGAAGACCGAAGGAGGAAAUAUUAUGUCAUGGCAUAUGAUGUAAAACGGAAAUUACUUGUACAGAACAUGCUGUUGUAGUGGUUUUUUUGUUUUGUUUAAAUCCGACACAGAGGUUAAGAAAAAGAGGACUAAAAUGUUUAUGUAACAAAACAUAUCACAUAUCACACAACUCCUUAACAUACACACAGGGAAACAAAAUGUCGUUUCUCAUGCUCCUCAGUGCAACAUAGAACAGACAUGCAAACACUACACAGUCUUUAAGGGUAAGACUCAGAACUUGUGCAUUAGAAGCAACAACCUGGAUGUAAACAAGGUCCGGUGCAUUUUCUCUUUUUGUCACAAACUUGGCAUGUUGGUGGAAUUUCGGCAAAACGGUCAAUAAAUUUGCAUGAAUGAA